CCCGCGGCCGGCGCGCGCUGUCGCCGUGGCAGCCGGGGCCGUGAGGGGCCGUGAGGGAGCCGCCGGGGGCCCGGCGGUGCCGCGGGGCCAUGGCGCAGGCGGCGCUGGGCGCGGCGGGGCUGCACUUCGACGAGCUGAACAAGCUGCGCGUCCUGGACCCCGAGGUGGCGCAGCAGACGGCGCAGCUCCGCGAGGAGUGCAAGGCCUUCGUGGACAGGAUCGUGGAGUUCCAGAAAAUAGUGGGCAGCCUAAUCGAACUCGUGGACCAGCUGGCAAAAGCUGCCGAAAGCGAGAAGAUGAAGGCCAUUGGUGCACGAAAUUUGCUGAAGUCUAUAGCAAAACAAAGAGAAGCUCAGGAGCAGCAACUUCAGGCUCUAAUAGCUGAGAAAAAGAUGCAGUUGGAAAGGUACCGAAUAGAGUAUGAGACUCUGUGUAAGAUUGAAGCAGACCAGAACGAAUUCAUUGACCAAUUCAUUUUUCAGAAAUAGAAGACUUUUAAAAAAAUAAUAAUUUGGAGCAUUCCAGAAUCCUGAGAAUUUAAAAAAUAUGCAAUUUUUCACUGUGUAUGAAUGAAUAGAUGGUUUGUACAAAUGAAAGUGUCUCUUAACACAGUGUGAAAUACACUAGAAGUGGCAAUAAGGAGGGCUUUCUAACAGAUGUAAAGACUGUUCUGUCCUUUGAUUUUUAUAAAAAUUUUUGUACAGUUAGUAGUUCAAAUUAUAGUUGAAUUAAUACUACUGUUCCUAUGUUAAUGUCUCACUUUUUGAAGUGUACAGCUCUUUCAAAGAAAUCGAGAAAUAAAUUAUUGUUUUCGGACUUUCUGGAUAUACCAGAA
This is a messenger RNA of Cygnus olor (mute swan), 835 nucleotides long. It is a transcript of the gene IFT20, whose product is annotated as intraflagellar transport 20. Bases 90 to 488 code for a protein of 132 amino acids. Gene Ontology annotation, biological process: intraciliary transport; centrosome localization; protein localization to cilium. The transcript is spliced from 4 exons. Gene Ontology annotation, cellular component: Golgi apparatus; intraciliary transport particle B; cilium. The record is from RefSeq and is a predicted model, not a curated record. Lineage: Eukaryota; Metazoa; Chordata; Aves; Anseriformes; Anatidae.